Linnemannia hyalina is the source of this 1386-nucleotide messenger RNA. NCBI's taxonomy places the organism in Eukaryota, Fungi, Mortierellomycota, Mortierellomycetes, Mortierellales, Mortierellaceae. The record is from the annotation of a GenBank genome assembly.
AUGGCAGAAGGAAAGCCAACGGUGAUGAUUAUCGGUGCCGGCCUCGGAGGACUGACAAUGGCGAUUCUCUUGGAACGAGCAGGCGUCGACUAUCAUGUGUACGAAAAGUACAAGGAGCCCCGCCCCCUUGGAAGUGCCACUGGAAUCAACCCCAACAUCCUUCCUCUCUUUGAACAACUGGGUCUCUUGGAGAAACUCAAAGCGGUCGCCAAGGAGGUUUCUAGUGUCAAUGUUUAUACUGCGGACAUGGAGCAGUUGGGGACUAUUGACGUUCGUGACCAUGAACAAAUGUCGGGAUACCUGUCGCUAAUUAUGUCUCGCCGUGACCUUCACGCUUUCCUGCUGUCAGAAGUCCCCAAGGAGAAGAUGACCCUCGGAACCAAGGUCCUCUCGAUCCAACAGAACAAGCACGGUGUCAUGAUCAGGACCAACGACGGCAAACACCACCACGCCGAUAUCCUUAUCGGAUCCGACGGUGCCUACAGUGCCGUUCGUCAGUCUCUUUACAAGCAGAUGGGCGAUCAAGGGAUUUUGCCAAAGUCGGAUGGCGAGCCACUCAAGGUCUGCCAUAUGGGUAUCUUGGGCACGACUGAGCGUUUGGAUCCUGAAAAGUUUCCUCAAGCUCAUGAGACGUAUGGUCAUAGUGGUGUUGUCAUUGGCGACAAGACUCGACACACUUGGCGGUACUUUUCUGUUCCCGACGGCAGAGUCUGCUGGAGAAUCGAUGUCCAGUUGAAAUCAACCUCCCACGACGAGAGCGAUUCCUUCCGUCUCUCCGAAUGGGACGCCGACUCAUUCAAGCUGGAUGCAGAUGACUGGAGAGGGUUCAAGACCGGUCUCGGCGGGACCAUGGGCGACCUGAUCGAUGCCACGCCCAAGGACUGUAUCUCCAAGGUCAUGCUUGAGGAGAAGCUAUUCGAGACAUGGUACCAUAACCGCACGGUGCUGAUCGGUGAUAGUUGCCACAAGAUGUUGCCAAAUGCCGGUCGAGGAGCACUCAAUGCAAUGAUGGAUGCUGUUGUGUUGGCGAACACUAUCUAUGAGAUUACUUCAGCUACCCCCGAGAAUAUUACCGCGGCGUUGAAGGAGUACUUUGAAAUCCGUUAUCCACAUGCCAAAUUGGAGUUGCAAGGCAGUCAGCGCAUGGCCAAGGUCCUUGCCGGCCAGACGUGGCUGGACAGCUUGACACGUUCGAUUGUGCUGGGAUACCUCCCAAAGUCGAUCCAGCAAAAGAACACCGAAAACGGAAUGCGAUACCGCCCUCAGUUAACUUUUUUGCCCCAGGUUGAGGCCAGGGGAACUGUCCUUCCACUUCCUCAAAUGGUCUCCAAGCGUUUAUUGGCUGAGCAAAAACAACAGAAACAGCGGGAAGCGGCAGCUGUGUAA